This is a messenger RNA of Paramormyrops kingsleyae, 4009 nucleotides long. Lineage: Eukaryota; Metazoa; Chordata; Actinopteri; Osteoglossiformes; Mormyridae. The record is from RefSeq and is a predicted model, not a curated record.
UCACGCCCCAUCGCAACUUCAGCUGAUAUAAACGUUUUGCACAUAAAUUGGAGUUUAUGCUGCACGUUGGUGGAAGGUCAACGGCGUAGUCGUAGUGAUGAAACGACGACAAAAGCAAAAGUUUAUGCAACAGAAAAACCUGUAUCUGGAUAUGUCAAACAUGCAUACUGUGCUGCACGUAAUAUAAAUUUGAGGUUCCAAAUUCUUUAGUAGUUGUCAAUUAACACCAAUAUUUAAUAUUUUAUUCUUAUGAUUUUAUUCAUGCAUGGCAUAACCAGCGAAUACAGCUGGGUGUUUACUAAAACGAUUUUAGACCAUGUACUUUUUUCAUAAUGCAUCCUCUUGUAUAAAUUCCCAUUGAAAACAGAAGACUAACAACUUCUUAAUUGGCCUGGUAUGAACAUAACCGUAAUGAGAAGAUAUAUUUGAACACUGCCGGUACAAAAAUUUGCAGACGGACAGUACCGGCGUUUAUGGUGGAUGAGCGGCCAUCCAUCACAUUGACUUAAGGGAAGAUGACGUUACUUAGCAGGCGGGGGGUCGGGCUUGUGUGGUUAGCAUCAGCAUAUCCCAAAGCGAGGUGAGGGAUAAAGGGAAUUCAAGAUGCAUUAAUCGCUGUGUGACCUCGGCGGGCCGGAUGCGACAGUACUGUGGAUUGUGUGGAGUCAUCAUUGAGGAUAGUACCGAAGCAAAAGGAGUACAGACGCAAUGUGCGCCCUUUGGAAGUAUAGAGCUGCAGUGAAGAGCAUUUUUUUCUGUCCGCUGGAUUGGACAUCUAAACACAUCAGCUAAACUGCUAUGUUGGAGAUCCGCUCUUGUGAAAUCCUAAACCAAAGUGAGAAGAUGCUCAGUGGCCGGUGGCUGCAGUGAGACCGUGGGGUUGGGGGUGGGGGCCGACAUGCUGGAGGAGGGCGACGUCGCUGGUGGCGGCAGCGACCGCGCCUUGAGAGCAGAGCUGGAGCGGCUGAGUCUGGAGCUGCAGGAGGCCAACGAGGAGAAGCUGCAGGCAGCCCGGUAUGGCCUGGCCGUCCUGGAGGAGAGCGCCACCCUGAGGAGCAGGCACAGCCAGCUGGAGGAGGAGCACGAAGUCCUCCGGCGGGAGGUGCAGCAGCUCAGAGAGGCGCUGGCGGAUUCCAUGAGCAGCCAUAAGCGGGCAGCGGCUGACGGGGAGAGCCGCGAGGAGAGCUUGCUUGAGGAGACGGCCAACAAGGAGGCGGCCAUGGCACUUCGCAUGGAGGAGCUGAAGGCCGAGUUGCAGCAGAGCCAUGUGACACUGACCAAUGUUCACGCCGAGAACGACAGGUUGGGGGCGCUCUCCAGCCAGCUGAAGAAGGAGUGCGAGCACCUGGAGGAGGAGAAGGACCAUCUGUGUAGUGAGAUGAAGGAGUACAAGCUACGGGAGGUGAGACUGCUGCAGGACAGCAGCGAGCUGGAGGAGGAGAACAUCUUGCUGCAGAAGCAAGUCUCCAUGUUGAGGGAGAACCAGGUGGAAUUUGAGGCCCUGAAGCUGGAGCUGGUCCAAAAGCAGGAGAAUCAGAACAUGCUAAGGGCCCAACUGGAGGAGGCGGCACGGCUGAAGGAGAUCACGGAGCGCCAGCUGGAUGAGGCGCUGGAGGCCCUGAAGGAGGAGCGAGAGCAGAAGAAUAGUCUGCGUAGGGAGAUCUCCAACCUGGCAUUCCAGCACUGCAGUGUCUCCAGUACCUUGGAGCUGCAUCUGGACCAGUUGGGGGAUAUUGGGGAGCAGGAGGACCAGGACAGUGGUUACAACAAUGGCCAAGGCUCAGUGGGCCCUGUCUGCCAUGGCCCCCACCUCGCACCAGCCCCGGGCCUCGUUUCUGACCUGCUAAGCGAGCUGCACCACUCGGAGAGCCGAGACCUUAAACAGCAGAUGUUGCAGGCUGAAAGGGAGAACUCGGCCUUGUCCAGCACCGUGCAGGACCUGCAGAGGCAGCUGACCCUAUCCCAAGAGGCCUUCACUGAGCAGCAGGGCAGGAUGGAGGCGCUGGCCCAGAGCCUAGAGGUCCUGCAGAAGGGCGUCGGCCAGGAGGCGGUCCUGUCUGUGGAGGUGCCACAGCUGCGGGAGGAGCUGAGGGAGGCGAGGGCACUGCAUGAAGCAUUGGAGGGCCGCUACCGCAACGAGAAGGAGCGGUGGAGAGGCGAGGCGCUAGAGCUGGCCGAGAAGAUCCGCAGGUGCAUCCGGGCCAGCCGGCUGGACCAGCAGCGCAUCCUGGAGCUGGAGACGGAGAUUGGCGCCACCCGGAAGGUGGCCAUGGACUCUGAGGGCCACCUCACUGUGGCCCGGGAGGAGCUGCUGGCCUUCUCGGAGGAGCUGGCCAACCUCUAUCACCAUGUCUGUGUCUGCAACAACCUCACACCCAACCGUGUCACACUGGACUAUUACCGUGAGGGUGUUCGGCAGCGUCGGCCACAGCGCCAUGGCCCCCUGGGCAAGACCCACCCCGUGGACCCCUCCGCCGGCACUGGCGACUCCUCGGCCAGCUGCCCAGGCUCCCCCACACUGGACGUUUUUGAUCCGAGUAACGUGCGCAGUCUGGUGGCGCUGAUUCGCCGCCAGAUGAGACACCUCCAGGCCACCAUUGAGCUGUGCCAGCAGCGGGGAACAUUGACCUCCCCGUGGUCCCACGUGUCCUUUGACAUGGAGCGGGAUGCUGGGGGCCUCCUAGAGGAAAUCCUGAAGCUCAAGUCCAUGCUCAGCACCAAAAGGGAGCAGAUUGCGACCCUCAGGACCGUCCUGAAGGCCAACAAACAGACAGCGGAGGUGGCCUUGGCAAACUUAAAGACUAAAUACGAAGCAGAGAAGAGCUUGGUGUCGGAGACCAUGCUGAAGCUGAGGAACGAGCUGAAGGCCCUCAAGGAGGACGCAGCCACCUUCUCGUCGCUCCGCGUCAUGUUUACCAGCAGAUGUGACCAGUAUGUGACCCAGCUGGAUACUAUGCAGAAACAGCUGGCUGCUGCUGAAGACGAGAAGAAGACCCUGAACUCGCUGCUCCGCAUGGCCAUCCAGCAGAAGUUGGCACUGACUCAGAGGCUGGAGGACCUGGAGACGCCCCACAACUCCCUCAGCAAUAGCGGCAGCCCCCGCCGCUCCCGGGAUAAACUGCGCACGCUCAAGUCUGGCCGGGCCUCUAGAAGCCCAUGUAGAAGCCCUGGUCAACCCCCAAGGAACAGCCCUCUCUCCAGCCCGGCCAGAACAGCUAGUGCCCCGCCCAUUGGCCCAUGCUGCACCGGUCACACUCGGACACUCUCCCGGUGCCUACAAUCCAGCCCGAGAUAGAACCAAGCGGACUUCAAGCCUCAACCGUAAUCCAAGCUCCCUACUACAUCUCUGAUCUUUCUGCUCAAGUAAUUACUGACUUCCAUGGAUUUGUCCAUACUGACUCCAAGACUGAAGGUGUCCUUCUCACCAUUGUGGUGGUUCUUCCCUCCAUGAAUGCCACUUUGUGCAAGAUCUAGUAGGUUUUUUUUCCCUUAGUAUUUGCUCAGGUUUUGCACCCAAGGCAGAGAAAUGUUAACGGGUUUACUCUCAAAACCUGUCCAUUCAAGUUCUAAUGCUUUGUCCCUCUACAUUGUCAAACAAUUGUCUUCAGCCAGCUGUAUGAAUUACAGCUCAGGCUAGAUUCUGACAGGGAAAAAUCCUUCCAUAUAUUUCCAGGGUUCUUUAUCCAACCCAAAGGGUUCAUCCUGCCAUUUCACAGUGAAGGUGCCUUGGAGAAGUGGCUCCUGUAUCAUCAGAUGCAAUGGAAGUAUUGACUGCAUUUGAUGUUUUGCAUUGCUACUGCUGAUGCCUACUGGUCUGGACCUGAAUGUUUACCGGAUCCCUCACUAAAGAAUGACAGCUUAGAUCUUAUCUUCUACCAUUCCCGUAAUCUACCUGUUCCUACCUUGUUCCUACAGGUUUAAUUUAGUGAAUGCCGACACUGUUUUACUGGAUAAAAUACAUUGUACAGGCAAGCUUUUCCACUAGAAAAAAGCACAAUAUUUCUGCUUG